Messenger RNA from Marmota flaviventris (yellow-bellied marmot), 689 nucleotides. The record is from RefSeq and is a predicted model, not a curated record. Lineage: Eukaryota; Metazoa; Chordata; Mammalia; Rodentia; Sciuridae.
AGUUACUCAACCCCGGCGGCGAGUGCUGAGCAGUAAUGAUCAAUGCCACAAAGAGGAACGCGGCGCGGGGACCCAAGGGGACAAUGACACUCUGCAAGGAGGGAGCGACGGGCCUCGGGACAGCGCGCCGCUGACCCCCAGGCGGACCUGACCGGGGCCUCCGGGAGGCGCCGCCCGCAGCCUGCAGGACGCCCCAGAGGAACCAGCACGUUCGGUUUCUCUUUGUGGAGACUUUUUCCAGUAAACGAAAAUCAAAGACAGCGACAGACUUGGGGCUGGGGACACCCGAGUGGGAGCCGAGGAGGAGCCGGGCUGUGCUGUCACCGGCUGGAGCUGCGAGCACCAUGGGGACCCUGUGGCUCCUGAUGUUCCUGACCCCCGCCUCCUGCCUGCUGGACACCACCCAGGCUGGGGACAUCGCAGGUCCAGAGCCGCCCAUCAGGAACCUGAGGAUGGACGCGGCCCGGAGCCACCUCACCUGGGACGUCAGCGCACCUUCUUCCACUAUUUACUGCGUCACCGACUCCGACCACAUCCAAGAGGCCCAGGACGGCACCUACUGCAGGUACGAGACGCUGUCCUUGUGCACGGUCACCAACUACACCGUCACCGUGGACCAGCCGCCCUUCGCCACCUGGAUCCUCUUCCCUGAGCCAGAGAAAUCAAAGGUGUUCCCAUUGCUUUCCUAA